Fundulus heteroclitus (mummichog) is the source of this 1752-nucleotide messenger RNA. Its product is annotated as carcinoembryonic antigen-related cell adhesion molecule 5. The record is from RefSeq and is a predicted model, not a curated record. The transcript is spliced from 10 exons. Bases 71 to 1720 code for a protein of 549 amino acids. NCBI's taxonomy places the organism in Eukaryota, Metazoa, Chordata, Actinopteri, Cyprinodontiformes, Fundulidae.
CUAAAAGCAGCAGGUACUUCUGCAGUUUCACUCCUCUGUCUCACUGCUGGGAAGACUUGAACCGUCCAGGAUGUUCUGCUUGUCGCUUCUUUUUCUCCUCUCCCUUACAGGGUGCUGUGUUGGAAAUGACAUUCUACCCGAGGGUCCUCUGUUUGUAGGUCUGGGGGAAGAUCUGGUCGUUAAUAUCCUGUAUAAAAAGGCUCCAGGCGAUAUCGUGGUCUGGAAUUUCGACGACAACAACGUUGCUACUCUGCGCCCAACUGGUUUGGUGGUGACGGAAUCUUACAAAGAUAGAGCUUCUAUUAACACCACCAACGGGUUCCUGACUGUGAAGGCCCUGACAUUAAAAGACAGCGGGGAUUAUAGCCUCACCAUACUAACAGAUACUGGGACUCUUGCCGGAGGGGUUACAGUCCAAGUUCUUGCGCCUGUGUCUAAUGUUGUGAUCAAUGCCGAGCCGGCUGAAGUCAUCGAGUACAACGACACAGUGGCUCUUAACUGCACUGCCAAAGGGUCUGGUCUAACCUUCACCUGGACCAAUAACAGCAAUAACAUCGUUUCUGAUGGCAAACGGGUAACAGUGACACAUAGUUUAACACAGGAGUCGUCUUCCAGUAAACUGACCAUCAGUGGUGUACUGAGGUAUGACUUGGUUGGCCCCAUCGUCUGCAAAGCACAAAACAAACUGGGACAAGCGAGCAGUGUUCCUUUCAACCGCACGGUCUACUAUGGACCCGAAGAUGUCAUCCUAAAGCCAUCGGCACAUUCGGAGUAUGUCCCGUCCAAGUCAAAUUUCACCCUGACAUGCUCGGCCUCCUCUAACCCUUCUGCCACCUUCACCUGGUUUCACAACGAGAAACAAAUAACUGGCACUGAUCCAGUCCUCACCCUGAAAGCCAUCGAGGAGCAGGGAUAUGGGAAGACGGCGGGCAACUACAAGUGCGUCGCUCAAAAUGCCAAGACCAAACGUGCCGUCUCUUCCGCUCCCAUCAAAUUCUUAGUGAUGGAGCCCAUUUCUGGUAUUAAGAUCACUGGUCCAAGUGGUACCCUCCUUGCCGACAACAGCAGCGCCAGCCUCAGCUGCCAGGCAGAAGCGGGCAACGUGACGAGCGUAGUAUGGCUGAAGGAUGGUAAAACUCUCUCCAACACCUCCCAUGUCAUCUUCUCCAGUGACAGUAGCUCAAUAUCUAUCACAACGCUGAAGAAGGAGGACAAUGGAAUGUAUAAGUGUCAGCUCAGCAACUCUGUCAGCCAACUGGAAGCUCAAUACUCGAUGGUGGUCAAUUAUGGUCCUGACUCAGCAGAGGUAAAGGCUGUCUCUCAAGUGGAGGUGGACAAACCAGUGACGGUCACUUGUGCUGUCCUUUCUGUCCCUCCCGCCAACAUUACUUGGAGGCUGAAUGGCACAGAGAUCCUUGGUCAAGCAAAAAAGGACUUGGUCAUUGAAAAGGCCACAUACAAAGACUCAGGAUCCUACACAUGUGAGGCAAAAAACUCUAUAACUGGCAAGACCAUCACAUCCUCCCCUGUCGUUGUCACUGUCAAAGAAGAGAUAGAUGAGGGUCUUUCAGAUGGAGCCAUCGCCGGCAUUGUCAUCGCAUGCCUUGUUGCAGUUGGAGUUGCCAUCGCGUUGUUCUUCUACUGCAGAGCGAAAGUACCGUGUCGAUCUAAGUCAGCACACAGCUAUGAUGUGGAGAAUAGUGUGUCGUCACCAUACUAAAGAUGUCCCUCUGCUGGUAAGUCUCACUGAUA